AUGAUGCUAAGAUGCCGGGCCUUCGGACGGUCAUUACGCUAUAGCUACAAGCGGUUCAACAGCAGCGUCAAGCCUGAAGGGCGUAAAACAAACGAAGUUGAAGAUAUACAAGGGAAUUUUAUAGGGAAGCUACCAGAACAGCUAAUAUCAGAGGGCAACGGGUUUGAGUCUACUACCGCUGAGAAUCAAAUUGAUACUUUGCGGUGCUACGAGAGACUUCUACGAAGUGGGUUCACUCCAAAACAGAGCACUGCAGCGAUCGAAUUACUACUCCAAACUCUCAACGAGGAGUUCUUUGCAGAGUACAACAAUAAAUUUCUUCGCAGGACGGAACUGGAUACCCAGUCUCACCUUUUCAACGCUGCAGAGACUGAAUUACGAUAUACCAUACAGGUCUCUAGAGAAGCCGCGCUUAAUGAGCAAAAUCUCAAGAUUCUGCAACUGCACCGAGGACUACACCUUGCACACGACGAGCUCAAUGAGCAGUUCAUCAAUUUAUUGAAAAAAGACUCCCGCGUAGACUUCAACGACCACAAGAUAGAGAACACAUUGCUCCACCGAAAUAUAAACCUUACUAUAAAGGACUGCAACCACAAGAUAGGAACGCGAAUAAUCGGUGACAUCAAGUCCGAAAUUGAGAACCUGAGAUGGCAAACGACCAGGAGCGGGCUUUUUGCGGUGCUAGGCCUGGUCUUCUUCAUUAUGAGCGGUGUCAGUAUUUCGAAACGACUCUCGCUAGAGAAUGAAAAACCAGUGGAGGUGGUUCUUCACACUAUCGAACCGGAGGAAGACUUGCAGCAGCCUGAGGGCCUCGAGAACGAAGUCGAAGAAUGA
Molecule: messenger RNA, 834 nt
Organism: Lachancea thermotolerans CBS 6340
Lineage: Eukaryota; Fungi; Ascomycota; Saccharomycetes; Saccharomycetales; Saccharomycetaceae
Gene: PUT7
Product: Put7p
Exons: 1
Coding region: 1-834 (277 amino acids)
Cellular component (GO): mitochondrion
Source: RefSeq, a predicted model, not a curated record